Purpureocillium takamizusanense is the source of this 1140-nucleotide messenger RNA. RefSeq lists its product as uncharacterized. The transcript is spliced from 2 exons. NCBI's taxonomy places the organism in Eukaryota, Fungi, Ascomycota, Sordariomycetes, Hypocreales, Ophiocordycipitaceae. The record is from RefSeq and is a predicted model, not a curated record. Gene Ontology annotation, molecular function: nucleic acid binding; Ser-tRNA(Ala) deacylase activity; alanine-tRNA ligase activity. Gene Ontology annotation, biological process: regulation of translational fidelity; alanyl-tRNA aminoacylation. Bases 1 to 1122 code for a protein of 373 amino acids.
AUGCAACGUCAGCUUGUUGGUUUACGCCAACCGGGUCAAGUGUCAAGGUGGUGUCGUCAACAAGGGAUGGGACGAGGACUGUACCGUCAACUCGUCCCGCACGGCAGCCACGCUCCGGCCCAAGGCUUCCGUACCAUGAUUUUGCCCAGGAGUGCGUUCCUACCGACGACGACCCUGCCUUGCCUGCAUAUACUGCCUAGACUUGCCAGAGCCAACUGGCCCACUCAUCUUGCCACGAGACGCUCGCUAGGCUUUGGACCUCGGGCAGCGCCGCUGGAAAGGGCCACGUUCGCAUCUGUGGCCAUGACAGGAACAAAGCUAGUCUACCAGUUGAACGAGACGCUGCGGUCUUACUCGACCCGCGUCGCGUCAGUGCGGCCGUUCUCGAAGCUGGCCCUCGAGGAUCGUGCGCUCUUCAAAUCAUUUGCCGAUGAUGACGUCGUCGUCGUUACUGAAGAGACAAUCUUCUAUGCACAGGGCGGCGGGCAGCCCUUCGAUACUGGCUUCAUGACCAGCGCGCCGGCCAAUUUCCAGGUCUUGGCCGUGCGCAGCUCUGUCGCAUCUCCUGGGCAGGUGCUGCACUUGGGUCGCCAUCUUGAAGGCGCGCUCGCUCAGGGUGAUGCUGUCGAGCAACAUAUUGACUCGAAACGUCGCGACGACAACUCACGUUUGCACACUGGCGGACAUGUUGUUGCUCUCGCCGUGCGCAAGCACCUUCUGAACGGCGCCGUAGACGACGCCUCCCACAAGGACCUCGUGGAACUGGGCGCCUCUCACUACCCCGACUCGGCGUACGUCAAUUUCCAGGGUACCAUCGAGGCAUUGCACGAGGAUGCUAUCCAGGCCCAAGUCGACGCGUAUAUAGACGCCGCACUGCCUGUCAAGGUUUACUAUUGGAGCGAGGAGGAGCUGCGCAGUCGCUGCGCCGCUGUGCCCGACGCGGUCGCAAUCCAAGACAAGGACGGCGGGCUGACGAGGGCAGUGGACAUUGAAGGUGCUGGAGCUUAUCCUUGCGGUGGAACGCACGUCAAAGAUACUCGCCUUGUGGGGAAAGUAAAGGUGAAGAAGAUUUCCAGGUCCAAGGGCUGCAGCAGGGUAUCUUACACGGUCGAGCAUCCGUAGAAAGCAAUGAGAAUGAAC